This is a messenger RNA of Asterias rubens (European starfish), 2331 nucleotides long. RefSeq lists its product as uncharacterized. Lineage: Eukaryota; Metazoa; Echinodermata; Asteroidea; Forcipulatida; Asteriidae. The coding region runs from base 1023 to 2054 and encodes 343 amino acids. The record is from RefSeq and is a predicted model, not a curated record. The transcript has a single exon.
GUCUCAACAAGUGUCCCUCGACUGCGGGUUGUGUCCUUUGAACCCCUUCUUGCACCGACCAUUACGCGUAAUAUCAUUGUUUCAUUGCUCAUUGGUAACAUAUUAAAACCGCUCUACCUGUAAUUGGCGACUCAGCGGAUGUGGAUGGCUUUACAACGUGUAGUUGAUGAUCCAAUUACUCACACAAGAACUCGGGUUGAUCCAUCUACACGCUAGGAAACACUCGCUAUGGUAGUUAAUCUACAUCACUUGGCUAGUGCACAACACACCUGACGCAGUGUGUGCGUGCAUUGGGUAAGGGAUAUUCAUGGGUGAGUUGGAUGUGCUGAUCCGAGAGGGAUACAUGAUGUGCAUGAAACAUUAUAACUCUCUCGUCGGCUAAGAACAUCUCCAGCAGGAAUUCAGCCGCUGAAAGCGCGCUUUAUGAGUUGAUGUACGAAGGACUAUCUGUCUCAAAACCGGGGGAAUGUUUUACCUGCGUUGCUGACCUGUCCUUAAAAUGCACGAGCGGUUGGGCACGCAUCAUUUAUUCACCAUUGAGUUGUUUCAUUAACCUACAUUGCGUUAUACAAUGGUCGUCGUCUGUCGCCAACCACGACUCCCAUCAAUACAGCAGGCUGGCGGCUAUGAUGCGAGGAGAGUCUGAACGCAAUAUUUCUCGACUGCUCUUCAACAUUAUUCAAUGCAUUGUUCAGUUGUGUGUAGCCCCAUUAUAACAUUCCGUUUUGGAAGGACUCCGUUUACUGUGACAAUGAUGUCGUCGGUUUUAAUACAAUGUGUCGUCUACGUUCAAUACCUCAAAAAUGUCCUGACAACAGACGUAUGCAACAAGGCAUCUUAUUGACACGUCCGGUAUGCAAGCAAGCCAAGCGUGAGUUUUAUAAUUGCUAGGAGGUUCCAUCAUCGGGUAUAGUGGGCUCCGCCGCUGUUGUGUAAAGCUACAUGAAACUAAUCGUUUGCAUCGAUAUAAACGCCGUGGCUAUUGGGGAGCAUUACCGGCUGUGGUGACCGACGGUUUAAUUAUGGCGGCCGGGCUGAGUAAGCUUCUACGGCAAAGCAAUCGGGCACCGCCGAGCGUUCGCCGAAAAAGACACUCAUUUAGCCGGGUGAGAAAGCUCCGAAUAGGUAAUCAGGAUAGUACGACAUCACCGGAGAAUUCGGUCACCCUCCCGGCGGGUAGUGGGGGUGCUACUGGUGGGGGCCCCGCUACCAUCGGAGGAGGAGGAGCAGGAGAAGGGGGAGGAGGAGGAGCUGCACAUGCGAUGAUCAUCACCAAUGAGGAACCGGAUAUACGGCGAGAGAUAAAUAGUGUUAGAUUCAGGGACGAUUCUUAUGGUACUUGUUCCGACGACACUGCGGUGGCAUUACCCGGAAUGAUCCCAUCGUCGGAAUCACCGGUGGUCCGGAGUAAAUCUGGACCUAUCCUAAAGAAUAAGUCUGAACCGAGCACGUCAAGGGUUAAACCGGCCGGACAGGGUAUCUCGUCAUCGGAUCUUGAGGAUGUACCCCAACCGACUAAGAAGUACGUGACGAAUGUACGCAACCGUCGCGUCAUGAAAGAGUACAGUGCAGUCAGUCGCAUCAGCGAGAAUGAUGAUCCUAUAUUCGAGGUAAGUCUGGUGUCGGAUAACCUCUACGAGUGGAACAUCAAGCUGUUCGAGGUUGACCCGAUCUCUCAACUUUACAACGACAUGCAGGUCACGAAGACGACCUCUAUCGACUUCAAUAUGACAUUUCCGGACAAUUUCCCUUUCUCCCCGCCGUUUGUCAGAGUGACAGCACCUCGCAUUGAGAACGGUUACGUGCUAGACGGAGGGGCCAUCUGCAUGGAGCUACUCACCCCACAGGGCUGGUCGAGCUCCUACACCAUCGAAGCGGUCAUUCUGCAGUUGGGGGCAACCCUUGUCGCAGGCCAUGCCCGCAUCUGUCAAAAUAAGAAGAAACUAUUUGGUGAGAUACCAUUCAAUAAACAGGAGGCACUUGAGAGCUUCAAUAACAUUGUGGAAACUCACAAACGCUAUGGGUGGUUGAAUCCACCUGGUGAGUUUAGCUGAUUCUCUGUUGAUCGGUUGUGAUCAGAAUCCCCUAUUGUCUAUGACGUAAUCAUGACCUCAUAAGUGAGUGUUAAUGCAACACGUUGCUGCGUUUGCUUGGAAAUCCUUGCUGGGAAAACACUCUUGCUCUGGCAAUACUGUUCUCAAAGACGUAACAGUAACCUGUACAUGCUUCAUUUUUGAAAUGUUCAAGUAAGGCUUUUUCUCCUUGAAAAAUUACACCCUUUGAGGAAAUUGUAAAUUUCUACCGGAGCAUUUCAUGAGCACGAAGGCAAUG